This is a messenger RNA of Neltuma alba, 825 nucleotides long. Its product is annotated as probable gamma-secretase subunit PEN-2. The record is from RefSeq and is a predicted model, not a curated record. Gene Ontology annotation, cellular component: gamma-secretase complex. Bases 193 to 606 code for a protein of 137 amino acids. Lineage: Eukaryota; Viridiplantae; Streptophyta; Magnoliopsida; Fabales; Fabaceae. The transcript has 2 exons.
UUGCUUAAUUUUUACAGUUUGUCUCUUGUUCACAGGGUCGACCGGUCGAACGACCGUGCAGUUUGAUAGCUCGUUCCAAUUUGCCAUUUCGUGUUCCGUAGGACGGUAGAAGCGAAGAUCUUCGUCGCUCUCAGGCGUUGAGUGUCUGAGUCUGAGACUCAGAGAGCCCCUUUGUGAAUUGUGAUCUCGAUAAUGGAGGCAUCACAAAGCGACAAUCCCAAUUUUAAUCCAAACCCUACUCCGGUCGGGAAUUCACUAUCGUCUUCAGUUCCUCUCUGGCCGACUAUCGAUGGCCCACUUGGCCUAUCCGAGGAUGACGCACUCAGUUACGCCCGCAAAUUUUACAAGUUCGGUUUCGCACUGCUUCCUUUGCUUUGGGCCGUCAAUUGCUUUUACUUCUGGCCUGUUCUCCGCGACGCUCACUCCUUCCCUCGCAUUCGCCGCUAUGUUGUUGCAUCAGCAGUUGGGUUUUCUGUAUUUGCUGCCCUUCUCUGUUCAUGGGCUCUAACAUUUGCCAUUGGAGGAGAACGCCUCUUUGGUCCUAUUUGGAAUGAAUUAGUUAUGUACAAUCUUGCUGACAGAUUAGGAUUGACCGGCUGGAGCUAGUUGUGCGGCUCUCUGAUCUUUGAGGAGCCAUGUAGAAAUAAUACGAUGGUUUUACUUUACUAGUUUGUUUCCUGGCUCGUAAAUCGAUACCCAUUACUAUACAUUUGAGGAUGCGUUGUAACUUUUUUUUUAUUUAAAAAAAGCUAGAUUGGAAAUGAAAUAGAACAAGGAGUAUGCAUGCUGUAAUGGAUUGAUCGUAAUUUAAUUCUUUUUAAUAUA